This is a messenger RNA of Bolinopsis microptera, 852 nucleotides long. Its product is annotated as von Willebrand factor-like. The record is from RefSeq and is a predicted model, not a curated record. Lineage: Eukaryota; Metazoa; Ctenophora; Tentaculata; Lobata; Bolinopsidae. Gene Ontology annotation, cellular component: extracellular matrix. Bases 1 to 852 code for a protein of 283 amino acids. The transcript has a single exon.
AUGAGGCCCUGUGGAAAGACUGGUGGUUCCUGCUUGGAGUCUGUCACCGUCUUCGUGAACAACGAUAUUCUCGAGCUCCAGAGAGGAUGGUUGGUUAACAAUAACGGAACGAAGCUCGUCACCAAGAACCGUAAAAAUGAAGAGAUCGUCGUGAAAGGAAAAAACCAAGAUUUCACCUUAAUAUUUGACGGAGCUAUGCUCACUCUCACCGCUAUCCUCGACACCAGAGCGACCGCCACCCCUGGAGUCUACGAACAAGACAAGAUCGUUGUCCGUUGGGAUGGCUUCGUCUCAGUUCAGAUCCAGACACCCAUCAGCACCAGAACUUGUGGAAUGUGCGGUAACAACGACGGCAGACCUGAGAACGAUAUGACAACUCGUCGUCGUAAGAUGACCGACAAUGUAGACGAGUUCGGAAACAGCUGGCAGAUCGACCCAAUGAGAAGAUGUCCUGAAACCCAGAAAGCAAGAACAUCAAAGGAGGUGUGCGGAGAGAGGUACCAGGAAGUGAAGACGGAGUGUGAGCGAGUGUUCAGCAUCUCCAAGUUCCAGGGUUGUAUCGCAGCUGGACACGACACUGCCCAGUGGGUAGACAGUUGUGUCUACGACGAGUGCGAGGGACUUAUGCAGAAAGAGGAGUUGCCUCCUAAAUGUGUGGUGGCUCAAGCUUAUGCUACUCAGUGCGGUAACCUGUUCUGGCAGAAAGGAGACACUGCUCCUAGGAUUAACAACGAUAUCACCAACUGGGAGAUGGAAGCUGGAUGUCCCGAUGAAGCAAAGAGGUUCCAACCUAUCCUGGACACGGGAUGUCCCCAACCUACUCUCGAGGAGGAACUCGCUGGGACCUUCUAA